GCUCUCUCUCUCUCUCUAUCGCGCUGUUUGGCAUUGCCCAAGAACGAAGCGCGAUAGAGGGUAAAACAAAAUUAUUAUUAUAUGAAUCUCGUGUUAUAUGGGGCAGUUCAACGUUGACGCGGUUUCUUUUAUUCAUUAUUCAUCAGCUCCGAUUUGUUAAUGAAGUAGGGAUUAUUUGGUAAUGGCAGUCGCGCUCUGAUCAUUUUACCUCUUUGACUUUCUCUUCUUCCAUUCUAGGGUUAGGGUUUUUCCACCCUACACGUCUUCGAUUUCCUCUACUUCUUCCUUUUAAUUCCGGUGGUCCUCGACGGAGCCUCGUUUUCGAAGGUGAUACGCUGGAUGGUUAGGGUUCGGGCAUCGAAUUUGACGACGCAAAUGGAGGCGUCCGGUGGUAAUUCUGAGGCGCACAGGAGUUCUUCGCCAAUGAAUAGUGGUCAUUCUAGAAGAUAUGGGAUCUUGUCUGCUUCCAACAUCAUUCAGGCUCCGAUUUCCGCGUUGUUAGAAUAUUCCGGUCUUCUACGGACGGCCAGGUCGUCUCAUCAAGAAUCGGAGUCCUUAAUAAACCAAAUCCAUAACAAUCGAGCUGAUGACUCUGGUAACGCCUCACCAGUGGCUGCCAACAAUGGCGAGGUUGCAAUUAGGAUCAUUGGCGCUGGUGAGAAUGAGAACGAUAGGGACAGGUCCGGGCUGGUUGUUGGGCAAGAUAGGGAUCAAACAGACGUGUCUCUUCGGCCAAUCGCGUCAAAUAUACAGCUGGAAGGGAUGGGAGAUAAUAGGAGUGAUCGUGAGGCUGGUGAUGGAGUUUCACAACCGGGGAGUGCCAGUGGUGAUGGGGAAGCUGCUGGUGAAGGGGUUGGGGCAAAUGGCAGGGAUUCGUCAUACCAGAGAUACGAUAUUCAGCAAGCUGCAAGAUGCAUUGAGCAAGUACUACCAUUCUCUUUACUUCUCUUGGUUGUGUUCAUUCGCCAGCAUUUGCAAGAACUUGCAGGGUUCUUCAUUACAAUUUGGAUUGCUGCAGUCCUCUUCAAGUCAAAUGACAUUUUACGGAAACAAACUGCUUUGAAGGGAGAAAGAAAGAUUUAUGUUCUUAUUGGAAUUUCUCUUGCAUUCGCGGUUCAUGUUGUUUGCGUUUACUGGUGGUAUCAGAAUGACGAUCUUUUGUAUCCAUUGGUCAUGCUUCCUCCCAGAUCCAUCCCACCUUUUUGGCAUGCUAUUUUCAUUAUUGUCGUAAACGAUACCUUGGUGCGCCAGGCAGCAAUGAUGCUCAAGUGCAUUUUAUUGAUUUAUUACAAGAACCGUAGGGGCAGAAACUACCGUAGGCAGGGCCAAAUCUUAACUUUGGUUGAGUAUCUGAUGUUGCUGUACCGAGCCUUAUUGCCAACACCAGUCUGGUACCGUUUCUUCUUGAAUAAAGACUACGGCAGCCUUUUCUCUUCUUUAAUGACUGGGUUAUAUUUGACUUUCAAGCUGACUUCUGUUGUUGAGAAGGUGCAAUCUUUCUUUACUGCUCUUAAAGCACUUUCCCAUAAAGAGGUGCAUUACGGAGCUUAUGCAACAACAGAGCAGGUGAACGCAGCUGGAGAUUUGUGUGCUAUAUGUCAGGAGAAGAUGCUUGUUCCUGUCCUGCUUCGUUGUAAACAUAUCUUUUGUGAAGAUUGUGUAUCAGAAUGGUUUGAACGAGAGAGGACAUGCCCCCUGUGCAGGGCCUUGGUCAAACCGGCUGAUCUCAGGUCAUUUAGUGAUGGAUCAACCAGUUUGUUUUUCCAGAUAUUCUAAAGUCUACUCUAAAGAAAACACGGACUUUUAACUGCUUUGAACCACUUAAAGCACUUGUUCAGAGCGCCUUAUUGAUGAUCACUCCAUCUGCACAGGUAUAUUUGACUGGAUUUUUUUUCUUCCACCUUGUUUAUUAUAUACAAAAUCAAAGACAGUCAAAUUGGAAUUGACUAGAUGAGGCCAAACUUUCUGCUUGUAUGUUGUAUUGGGAAAGGUUUAAUGUAUCUAAUGAGGCCCUUAAGAUGCAAUGGAGCUUCUUCAACAAUACACAUCUAUGUUAAUUUGGUCAUAGUGUUUUCUUUCCAAUAUAAUUGUGAAAUUAUA
Molecule: messenger RNA, 2100 nt
Organism: Tripterygium wilfordii
Lineage: Eukaryota; Viridiplantae; Streptophyta; Magnoliopsida; Celastrales; Celastraceae
Product: RING finger and transmembrane domain-containing protein 2-like
Exons: 9
Coding region: 340-1776 (478 amino acids)
Biological process (GO): positive regulation of ERAD pathway
Molecular function (GO): ubiquitin protein ligase activity
Source: RefSeq, a predicted model, not a curated record